GUUUCAUCAGAAAAGUUAAUUAUUGCGAAUGGGUGGCUAACCCAGUCCGAGUGAAGAAGGCAAAUGGGAAAUGACGAAUGUGUAUCGACUACACAAAUCUUAACCAAGCUUGCCCCAAGGAUUGCUAUCCGAUGCCGAGCAUUGACAAGUUGGUUGAAGCGGCUUUAGGUACUGAGAGGUUAAGUCUCUUGGAUGCAUAUUCUGGAUAUCACCAAGUGCCGAUGGCUCCAGAAGACGAAGAGAAAACCUCGUUCUAUGCUGGUGACGAAAUAUAUUGCUAUGUCACGAUGCCGUUUGGCAUCGGUAGGAAUCUAGAGGUUUAUGUCGAUGAUAGUGUGGUAAAGAGCCUGAAAGCAAAAGACCAUCUAGUUGACCUCGAUGAAACUUUCAACAAUCUCAAGAAGAACAGAAUGAGGUUAAACCCAGCCAAAUGCAUCUUCGGCGUGGAGUCUGGAAAGUUUCUAGGCUUCAUGGUGUCCCGAAGAGGGAUUGAGGUCAAUCCAGAAAAGAUCAAAGCAAUUGUCGAGAUGGAACCGGGGAAGUCAGUGAAAGAUAUACAGAGAUUGACAGGGAGGGUGGCAGCUCUUCAUCGAUUCAUAUCGAAGUUAGCAGAUAAGUGCCUGCCAUUUUUCAAGAUUAUGAGCUCACCACCUCUGCUGACUAAAGCCAUAGAUGGAGAGAUUCUGUACUUGUAUCUGGGAAUUUCAACUGAAGCCAUCAAAUUGAGAUAUCCUAUUGCUGAGAAAGCAGCAUUAGCAGUUGUCACUUCGGCCAGGAAGCUGAGGCUAUAUUUCCAGUCACACCCAAUCAUUGUCCUCACAGAUCAACCUUUUCGACAGAUUCUACAGAAACCAGAGUGCUCCAGAAGAUUAAUUAAGUGGGCAGUAGAACUGGGGGAAUUCGAGAUAACAUUUCAGCAGAGAUCUGCAAUCCGAGCUCAAGCACUGGCAGAUUUUAUUGUAGAAUGCACUCCAUGUCAUUCAACCCCUAAUCCAGAACCCAAGGAUUGGACCUUAUACGUUGAUAGGGCAUCUAGUAACAACGGUUCAGGAGCUGGUGCUCUCUUGCUUGGCCCAGAUGGAUACCAUAGUGAGCAUGCUCUGAAAUUUAACUUCGAUGCAACAAACAACAUGGCUGAGUAUGAAGCCCUACUACUUGGUCUGCAACUAGCGUUGGAGUUGAAAAUCAGUGCGAUCCAAGUAUACACCCUGGUGGCCAAGCUGAAGUGCAAGUUCCAGAAAUUCUGUCUGAGCAAAAUCCCUCGAGCUGAGAAUGAGCAGGCAGAUUCACUCUCUAAGUUUGCCUCUGAUAGCUCUUUAAGUUCUAGAUCAGUUUUUGUGGAAGUCUUAGAUGAACCAAACUUCAUGAAGCCAUGGAUGAUGGAGAUCAACACAAACCCAGACACGCCGAGUUGGACUGACUCAAUUAUAUCCUUUUUCCAUGUUGGUGCUAGAACUCUGGCUCACAAAGUAUUAAGGCAGGGAUAUUACUGGCCAAACAUGUACAAAGAUGCCACUCACUUUGUUCAGAGAUGCCCGAAAUGUCAAUUCUUUGCACAUCUGACUCACCAACCAGCAGAAGAGCUCACGAACCUGGUAGCACCGUGGCCAUUUGCUCAGUGGGGACUGGAUCUUUUAGGCCCAUUUGUGAAAGGGGUUGGUGGUGUAACCCAUCUGAUUGUUGGUGUGGAUUAUUUCACAAAGUGGGUUGAAGCUCGGCCAUUAUCCAGUCUUACCUCCAAGAAGGUCGAAGACUUUGUUUUUAGCUCGAUCAUUUGCAGAUAUGGGAUCCCAAAUCAGAUUGUGGAUGAUAAUGGAACUCAGUUCAACUGCAACUCUUUCCGAGAUUUUUGUUCCAGCUACGGGAUCAAAUUGCAGUUCACCUCGGUUUACCAUCCGGAGUCAAACGGUAUGGUAGAAUCUGUCAAUAAAUGCAUUUUAGAAGGAAUAAAACUGAGGUUGGAACAGCACAAGGCCAAGUGGGCGGACGAGCUCAACAACGUCCUAUGGGCAUACAGAACAAUGAGCCGAACUGCCACAGGUGAAACACCCUACCACUUGGCCUUUGGCACCGAAGCAGUCAUUCCUAUUGAAAUAGGAGUCCCAAGCUUCCACAUCACCCAUUUCGAUAAUGGCCGAAAAGGACAAAUGCUUCGGGAAAACCUUGAUUUGCUUGUUGAAGUCAGAGAAAAAGCACGACUUCGAACUUUAGUAUACAAGCAAAAACUAGCCAACUUCUACAAUAAACGAGUCCGCCCUCGAACAUUCAAAGUAGGAGAUCUUGUUCUCAGGAAGGCUGGCCUAACAGGGUUUAAAACUCAUUUUGGCAAACUGGCCCCAAAUUGGGAAGACCCUUAUACAGUGGCCGAAGUGCCACAUCCUGGUGCCUAUGUCCUUCAAGACGCUGAAGGAAAGAGAGUUCCUAGAGUCUGGAAUGUUAACAACUUGAAGAAAUUUUACCCCUAAUAAACUCCUUUCAAGUGAUCUAUGUCCUACUACUAAUUACUCCAUGAUUGUUAAGAUUCAUUUUACCUCUUACUCUGUGUAUCCGAGGUCAAUUUGUUUAACAUUCAUUCCUUAAACGUCAAUCCUAUUAAUGAAUGUCACUUCGCAUA
Messenger RNA from Rubroshorea leprosula, 2614 nucleotides. The record is from the annotation of a GenBank genome assembly. NCBI's taxonomy places the organism in Eukaryota, Viridiplantae, Streptophyta, Magnoliopsida, Malvales, Dipterocarpaceae.